Molecule: messenger RNA, 3047 nt
Organism: Lingula anatina
Lineage: Eukaryota; Metazoa; Brachiopoda; Lingulata; Lingulida; Lingulidae
Biological process (GO): regulation of growth; protein ubiquitination; phosphatidylinositol phosphate biosynthetic process
Cellular component (GO): phosphatidylinositol 3-kinase complex
Molecular function (GO): 1-phosphatidylinositol-3-kinase regulator activity
Source: RefSeq, a predicted model, not a curated record
ACGGAAGUAGCAAAGUGCGCAAGAGCAUCUUUCGAGGAAAACAAAGUGAUAGGUGGUUUUGGGACCUUUGCCGAUGGUUUCCUUAAUAACACAGACAUGAGAUGAAGAGGAUAAGCUUUAGAAGCUCAAAGAAUUCCACGGACAGGUCUCCGACAGAUAUCCUAGCGCCGAUCGCGACGAAUACUGCGUCUGAACGGAGAGAACCCCCCAAUGUCCGCUCUGCCCCCUGCUCGCCAAGGUGCCAGACGGGGAGGGAUGAGUCAGUGCCAGUGGAAUCAAAUAACACGAGUAAUGAAAAUACACCUCGUGGGAACAAUGAAGUUGAUGUCCCCCUCCCCAAACGCAAGGACAAAAAGAGUUUCUUUAAAGCGUUAAAGAAGAGGUUGUCUCGUAGACAAAGUGACAGUAGUUCACCGUCGACUAGAUAUGAACACACCCUAGAAGGGGCCAACCGCACGAGAAGGGCAGUUUCAGACAUUUCACCAUUUAGCAAUGACCCGAGGUACGGUGAUCCCCCUGUACCUGCCCCGCGGUCGUCGCUGCAAUCUAAAGUGAGUAGUCCCCCAGCCACAGCAACAGUGCCCGAGGAAAGUUUCAGUCGAUCUCCCACUGCCCGUAUCAACGAGGAAACAAAACAAGGGGCAAGACCUUGUGAUAGAACACUUGUACAGUCUGAAACUGACACAGUAGAAACAGACAUUCAGACAGAACCUGCAACUAAUAAUAGUGUAGUAAAAGUAUGUAGUGCUACAGACAGGGAGGCAGUCAUUGGGAAGUGCAAUAGUCAGAGUGACUUGUAUUCAGAUGGUGUUUUUCAUGCCCCCCAGAGUAGUGGUGCUAGUAAUACAGCAAUACAAUCUCCAGUUCGAAGGAAGGAGGCUGGUCACACUCCUGAUGCCUAUGGAGACUUGGUGUCCCCAGUAGAUCCUGUAUAUGAUCAGGUACAGAGCCUGACAGACCAGUGGAGUUUAACGCGAGAACUGUUUCGUCUGUCUCGAUAUGGCUGGUACUGGGGCCCUAUCACGCGCCAAGAGGCAGAGGAAAAACUGGCCGACCAACCAGAUGGUGCUUUCUUGGUGCGGGACAGCUCUGACGAUCGUUACUUGUUGAGUUUGAGCUUCAGAUCGUAUGGAAGGACAUUGCACACGCGGAUUGAGCAUUGCAAUGGAGUUUUCAGUUUCUAUGCUCAGCCCGAAUCUGAAGGAUACAACUCCAUUGUGGAACUGAUUGAAAAUUCCAUGAAUGAUUCACAGACUGGAAUUUUUUGCUACUCUCGCUCAAGAAAUCCAGGUUCUCCAUCUUUUCCAGUUCGUCUUGCCAGGCCGAUAUCUCGAUUCACACAAGUGCGAUCUCUGCAGUACCUGUGCCGUUUUGUCAUCAGACAGGCCACGAGAUUUGAUCACAUUCAAAAACUACCUCUUCCAAACAAAAUUAAGGAGUGGUUGGAAGAAAAACAGUACUGAAUGGUAUUGACAGUGGGGAUUUUAUUUGUUCAAGCUAGUCUUUCUUCUCUUUUUUUUUCAGCCUUGUUACUGUUUUUCAAAAAUCAGAUCAACGAUAAUUUUUCAUAUUGGAAAAUUGAUUUUUGAAAAGAUUUUUAGCUGAAGAAAGUGCAUUUGGGUGAAUAAUUUUAUAUAUGCAAGCUGCAUUAGCAUAAGUAUAGGUAGUGCUAUCACGUUGUUACCAUUUAUAGGUAAAUAUAAUUGAUUCAGAUUUUUUUUUUUUCUGUUCACAAUAACAAAGAAUGCCAAUUGCAGAAAAAUUUAUGCUGCAAAAGUCAACAUACUGCUGAUGGAAUUUUCUUAUGAUAAAAUGGGUUAAUACUUUGGGCUAAUUUUCGCAUCAGCAUUUUAUUUAGAUUUAAUCAAAUUUUAAUACCAGAUUUUUUUUAAAAUUGAGAGCCAAUCAGGAAUGUUGUUGGCAUUUGCUAAAAAUUUUAUUUAUAAAUUAGCACCUUAAAAUUUAACCAGCAGCAAAGUUAGAGACAGAAAAACUAAUAAGAUUGCAUGAAUGUUAACUUAAAUUGUUUUUCAAUCUUGAAUCAGUUUUUAUAAGAAUUGGUAAAAAAGGACACAUGUUAGGGUAUUCUGCAUAUGGGGACCUUCUCUCAGUUAUUGACUGCAUCCUACCUGAACAGAGGUUUGGGGGUUUUGCAUCAAAAAUCACAAUAAAUUUAGCCUCAGCACCCCAAAGCUCAGCUUUACUGUGCCACAUUUUGUUAAUAAAAUUUCUUCCACUAUUAAUAUUAUAAUAUUUUAUCACGUCAAAGACAUCUUUUCACUAAUCUUGCUGUCUAUCCAAUGUGAAGAUGGUUGAUUUCAAGUUUAUGGGAAUUGAUAAGUUUUUGUCCCAUCCUUAAAUAAAGAUCAGACGUAACUGAUCUAUAUUCUGAAAUGCUGUUACAUUUAUUUGCCAGUCCUUCAUUAAUUUCACUAGGAAUCGAUUCAGUUCGGAAAUGGUUAAACUACGAACGUUAAACAUUCUCACAGCUUAACACCUUGAAUUCUAGUCCCACUGAUAUAUAUGCAUUUUGUGUCAAGGAAAGAUGUCAUUAACUAGAGCACUUAAACUUAGGGAUCUAGGCCGGACAUCUUAUUCAGAGUAGCUCGGUAGGAGUUUACAUGUUACUGUGUACACUAAGGAAUGGUCUUUGGACUAGGUUUUCUCUUUAUAUAAGUCCAGAUACAACCUACAUGGUACAUUCCUUACAAUCGAGGGGGAAAAUUAUAACAGUCAAACACCUAGUUUCAAAGUACUGAAAGUGACUCCAUUACAAAGCACAUUUUCUGUCACAUUUUUAGUAUAUUUCAUGUUUAUGUUAACUGAACAAUCGUUGGUUUUGUUACCAAAAGGGAGCACACUGUUAACAUAUUUAUUUUUGCUCAACAUUUUUCCAUGUAUUACUAAAAAAGCACCCUCCAUCUUAAAAUAAACUAUUUUGUGUCACUGUUAUAGAAGAGAGUCACAUUUAGUACUAAGACUGGGUUCCCAUGCCUAGAUCGAUCCAUCUGGAUCGGCCUAACUCUCUGGGGAGUCUCACUAAAUUG